CCGCUGAACUAAGUAGGGCCAAGGAAAAUGGCCUACAAAUAGAAGGGUGCGCCCAUAUCACAGCUUGCUCGACGGUCACAACUUCAAGGACGCACCUUUGCACUGCUCUCUCAGCGCCCUCAGGCUCUUCCCCCCGCGGCCUCGCUCGGUGACGCAAUUGCCCGCCGAGCAAGCCGAUCUCUCUCUUCCACACGCGGUAGCUCUUUCGUCCCAAAGCACGAAUGUCGUCUGCGUCGGCCAUUCCGAAGGUUGUUCCGGCGCAGCUUUCGUUCCUCGCCAUAUACAAUCCGUCACUGGGAGGUUCGGACGAGACUUUCCACGACCAAAUCGUGUUCUACUACUCCAAGGCUGCAAAGACGAGAUCCAAGGUCGAUGGCCGAAACCGUCCAGCGGAGCGCGAACUGCGCGAACAGGAGAACGAAAAGCUGCGCCAGGUGGGACUGGCUCAGGGCAUGGUCGACUUUGCCCGGUAUAUUUGAAGUUAUGCUGUUGCGCGGGCUCUGGAGCAGACAAACUGAUGUUGUGCAGGAGCUUCUCCAACGGCGAGGCAGUUGACUCAGUAGAAACACACAAGUCACG
Molecule: messenger RNA, 579 nt
Organism: Lindgomyces ingoldianus
Lineage: Eukaryota; Fungi; Ascomycota; Dothideomycetes; Pleosporales; Lindgomycetaceae
Exons: 1
Coding region: 222-479 (85 amino acids)
Biological process (GO): vesicle-mediated transport
Cellular component (GO): intracellular membrane-bounded organelle; Mon1-Ccz1 complex
Source: RefSeq, a predicted model, not a curated record